AUGAUGUUCAUUAAAUUACUUGCAGUACUUUCAAUUAUACUUGGAAUUGCUAAUUCACAAGGUGCAUAUCCAGAUGUAUCCAAUGCUUAUCUCGGAGCUGGUGAUACUGGUUUAUCGUACUAUCCAUCAUACCUUGGAUUAAAGAUGCAUAUUCGUUGCUACUCGAAUGUGACAACUGCCAACCAAAACGGACCAACCGCUCUCUUUGAUGCCGGUCUUCCAUUCUUUUCGACUGCUUGGGUGUCUGUGAUCCCAUCUGUUCUCCAAAACAUGCCAGCUUGGAACAUUAGCAAGGCUUGUUUCAUGGAUCGUUAUGGCUAUGGCUGGUCCGACUCUGCUCCAUACCCCAUCACCACCCAAGACUAUGUCUUCCGUCUCCACGGCUCACUCCAAGCUGCCAACUUGAAGGGCAAAUACAUCCUCGUCGGAUGGUCAUGGGGCUCUAUCUUUACCCAAGUCUUCUCGCUCACCUACCCCAAGGAAGUAGCCGGUAUUAUGACUGUCGACGGAACUGACUCCAAGUGGGGAUUCAUCUCUGCCAAUCAACAAUCGAUCAUCACCUACACCAACACCUACAUGAACUUUAUGAGUAUGAACAACAUGGGUACUCUCCAAUCCUAUGCCAACGAUGGUAAUGUCGCUCUUGGUUUUGGUUUCUUCCCCAAUGGAUCGGUCGCUAUGGGUUUCACUCCAAACUCUGUCUCUACCUCUCAACAAGUCUGGUUGACCAACAAGUAUCUCAAGACUGCCGUACAAGAGUUCAACAUCAUGGUCAUCUCUUCUGCCGUCCUCAACUUUACCUAUGCCAUCAAGGGUUCAAAUCCACUCAAGGAUCUUCCAUACGUCAACAUCUAUGAAACCAUCUUUGACCAAGACUGGAUCGACCGUCAACUCUUUAUGGCUUCACUCUCUACCAAUUCUAUUGCCGUUCCCUAUGCAACUGAUCACUUUUUCCCAUGGUCUAAUGGGGGUGCCAUCGUCUCUGGUCUUACCGCUCUUACAAACAAGAUUGCUACCAAUCCAGCUGUAGUUUGGGGUGCCUAA
Molecule: messenger RNA, 1044 nt
Organism: Cavenderia fasciculata
Lineage: Eukaryota; Evosea; Eumycetozoa; Acytosteliales; Cavenderiaceae
Exons: 1
Coding region: 1-1044 (347 amino acids)
Source: RefSeq, a predicted model, not a curated record